Messenger RNA from Nerophis lumbriciformis (worm pipefish), 1227 nucleotides. It is a transcript of the gene slc35d2, whose product is annotated as solute carrier family 35 member D2. Lineage: Eukaryota; Metazoa; Chordata; Actinopteri; Syngnathiformes; Syngnathidae. The record is from RefSeq and is a predicted model, not a curated record.
UCCCGGAAGUGGCCGAGACUUCCCUCGAGUGGAGUCCAGCCAGUUUGGCUGAGGAGUGACAACUAUGGACGCGUCGUCCCAAAAACAAGAAGAAGGCAAAAAAGAACAACACUCGGCCUUUGUCAAACUAACCUCCGCUCUUUUUUACGCCGCGAGUUCGCUUCUCAUCACAGUGGUAAACAAAAGUGUUCUGACGAGCUUCAGGUUUCCGUCCUAUAUGUGCCUAGGGGUGGGCCAGAUGCUCACCACCCUUGCUGUUCUCCAAGUGGCAAAAAUGAGCAAAAAAGUGCACUUUCAAGAUUUUGACAGUGGAAUAUUCUGGAAAGUUUUCCCUCUUCCUUUGCUGUACAUGGGGAAUCACAUCACAGGACUGGCCAGCACCAAAAAGCUCAGCUUACCCAUGUUUACAGUCUUGCGGAAAUUCACCAUACUGAUGACAAUGACCAUGGAAGUGUACUUAUUAAGAAAAACAUUUCCCAGAAGACUUGUGUACAGCGUUGUGACCAUCGUCUUUGGUGCCGUCAUUGCUGCUAGUUCGGAUCUAGCCUUUGAUGUGGAAGCUUACGCCUUCAUCUUGGUUAAUGAUGUCUUCACUGCAGCCAGCAAUGUUUACACCAAGAUGAAAAUUGGCACAGAGGGCCUUGGGAAAUAUGGCGUUUUGUUUUACAAUGCACUCAUUAUUGUGGUGCCCACACUCUUGGCAAGUGCAUUCACUGGAGACUUACACCAGGCGGUCACAUUUGAAGACUGGGUUGACGCCACCUUUGUUUUCUGCUUCCUGCUAUCCUGCAUCAUGGGGUUCGUGCUAAUGUAUUCCAUCGUCCUAUGCAGUUAUUAUAACUCAGCGCUCACCACCACAGUCGUGGGUGCAGUCAAGAAUGUUGCAGUGGCCUUUAUCGGCAUGUUUGUGGGCGGGGACUACCUCUUCUCUUGGAAUAACUUCCUGGGCCUCAGUAUUUGUCUGGCUGGUGGACUUGCUUAUUCGUAUCUAACAUUUAACACCCAAACAUCACAGCGAACCAAUGAAGCAUCAGAUCUGAAGAUUCUCGCUGCAGAAGAGCCCUCACUCAAAACAACUGUUCACUAAUAUAUACUAUCAUGGUAGGUCAACACUUGGUGGUGCUGUUUUGCUCCAUAUUGGAGUGUCAAGACAAUUUAAUAAAAAUACAAAUGUUGCAGAAGGGAGGAAAAACAAUACAGAAUGUACGGAUCAGGUUGUGUGAAUGU